AUGGCUGCUGCUGUCAGGAUCCUCGUCAGCCUGUUUCUGAUGCUUCACCUCAGCAGAGGUGAGUGCUGGAUGCCUUUCAUUAAAACAUUACAGCUAUGUUCACACUGCAGGUCAAUUCCGAUUUUUUAACCAUAUGUGACACUGAUUUUACAUAUAAGUGUGAACAGUGCAAUUCUGAUUUUUUCAAAUCUGACCCAGGCCUCUUUUGUAUGUGGAUAUAAAUUGGAUAUGUAUCCGAUGUGACUGCAGCGUGGACGCUCAGGCACGUUCAUCCGACCUAUACGUCGCCAAUAUGCGACAAACGUCACCAUUGUUCGGCAACACAAACAGGCGCGGAAAGCAAUUUGUGCUUUGUGCACACUUCACGGACACAUUCCGUUCACAUUAGAUGCCGCAUUCGUUGUUGUAAUGUGAACAACCGCACAAAAAGAUCGAGAGAACUUUAAACCUGCGAGCUAAUAGCUAAACUGUGCAGCAAUAGUAAUAAUAAACAUGAUAAUAAUAACAUGACUGAAUAAUAAUUACUAUUAUUAUCAUGUUAUUGUCAUGUUAUUAUUAUUUCAUGAUUAUUCAAUAAUAAUAAUUCAGUCAUUAAGCUAGGGUGACCAUAUUCUGAAUCCCCAAAUGAGGACGUGACUAGGCGAGGGCGGAGUCACAGAGUUUGCGCUAAGUUAAUUUUGAGAGUUUUUCAGUUCGGAUCGAGUGUCUUUUAUGCGCUUCUAACUCAGUAAGUCCACAUGACACAAACUCGAAACUUGAAUGAGUGUUCUGGCUCAAAAUGCAGUGGGUUAGCUGAUGUUGUCGUUUACUUGCUAGCUUAGUUGUUUAUUAGUAACUAUGGGAACCCUCGCACAAAUUUUUGUUGGCUAGCUUACAUUGCUGGGGGGGCAACUGCCAUUCCGACAUUGGUCUCUAAUUGUCGGAGUGGCGGUAUGUUACCAUGCUAUCAAACGUCCCAUCAUUCCGACAGCUCUCGUCGCUCAGGUUCGGCACAGGGCUCGCUCAGCUACGCUCGGGACUAAAUGACGGAUUCCAGAUGUGAAUGUGCACCCCCCCUUCCCCCUUAUAUGGAAAGCUGCGUCGGAAUGGUGAGACGUCGGAGUGGCAGCAUGUAACCAACUUAAGCUAGCAAAUACAGGUGUCCUAGCUUACACAGUGUUAGCUCGCUACCAUCAGAUUUUAGGUAAAAUUCGCACCUUCACCAUGACAGAAGAAAUUAAAUGAUUACCCAGGGUCUGAGUGUUUUUGAGAGCUAAACCAAAGCAUAAUUAGAAAACCACUUGUAGGACUGGUAGGAAAUUUGAAUGUUUUGUUCGUGUUUUAUCCACAUUUUACAGCCGAGAUGAGAUUUUCAUGAGUGCUCAGUCAAGUGGAUGGACUUCAAAAUUGAAGCGAGCUGUUUAAUUCUGAAACAUGUUUUGGUUUCAAAUUAGAAGAUAAGAACCUGUGACUGUGUGUCCACAUAAAUCUGAUUUAUGAUCCUUUCACUAAGAAGCCGGGUAAACCCCCGUGCUGUAGUCUUAGUCAGGAAACCAAUCAUCCGCUGCCGCCCCUCACUCUCUCGACCUCAUUCAGUGCUUCAACCAAUGAGGGGACCACAGUGCAAAAAUAAGCCUUCUUGACCAGCAGCCUCCUCACCCUCUCAGCAUCAUUGGUACACCAUGUUGUCUUCAAGCACUCUUCAAGUAAAUAGAGAGAUUGUUUCUGCAGCAGCGGCUGUGAAGGUUUAAUUAACCUGGACUUGAAGAGAGCCUCUAUCAAUUGUACUGUGAAAGACUUCCCUUAUAAAUAUGUCCCUUUGACUUUCUUUGUCUUUCCACUCUUCAUAUCUAAACUGCUUCAUGGUCCCCAGAGGAUGACUCAAAUCCAAUUACGUUGGUGAUUCCCUCAAAGUCUUUGGGGCCCAGUAAGUUUUCCCUUUAUUUUGAUUUUGGUCUGGAAAUGUAUGGUUUGGGUUUACAUUCAUCCCUGGGGAAUAACUUUGGUGAUUCCAAAAACACACAAAAAAAAUAACAUUUAAAGGGAUAUUCCGGCGUAAAAUUAAUUUAGGGUCAAACACACCAUAACACCGAGUUAGACAACCCGUCGAGAGAUGAAUGUUGCUGACUGUUUGCUUCUCUAGUUAUACGAACUUUAGUAAUGACCGCACGAUAGCAAUACAGACAGCCUCGCGCUCAACCAAAACCCCACUCUAUAGCCACAAAUAAUGCUCAGAACAGCACCUAACUUCAUCAACAGGACAUAUAGGGUCCCAGCCAUAGUACUAGCCACCAAAUAUCUUUUCAAUUUUUCCUAAUUUUUUCAGCAAAGACACUAAACACAACUCACCUACUCUGUUUGUAGCGAGACCUCAGGCCAGUCCGUUACGGACUACAGUGGGGUUACGCAGCUCAAGGAAGAACAUUUAUGAUCAUUUCUUUAUCAUUUCCUUGAAGUAAUAAUCACCAUAUUAAUCAUUUUGCACUGCAGGCGCGGUAGUUCUUCCAUCUUAGUGUCUUGGACUGAUUGUAUUUCCAUGAAGAAAUGAUCAUAAAUGUUCUUCCUUGAGCUGUGUCACCCCGCUGUAGUCCGUAAUGGACUGGCCCAAGGACUCGUUACAGACAAGUGGCUGCUGGAAGAGAGUAGGUGAGUUGUGUUUAGUCUCUUUGCUAAAGAUGUUAGGCAAAGUUAAAAAGAUGUUCGGUGGCUUGUGCUUUAGCUAGGACCCUAUAUGUCCUGUUGAUGAAGUUAGGUGCUGUUCUGAACAUUAUUUGUGGCUAUAGAGUGGUGUUUUGGUUGAGGUUUGUUUAUGGCUCCUCAGACCGCUGUGUAUUGCUAUCGUGCGGUCGUUACUAAAGUUGGUAUAACUAGAGAAGCAAGCAGUUGGCAACAAUUAUCUCUCAACGGGGUGUCUAACUCAGUGUUAUGGUGUGUUUGACCCUAAAUUAAUUUUACGCCGGAAUACCCCUUUUAUGGUCCAAAUUUCCAAUUAGUUGUUAUCUAUUCGUGGUCUCAUAGGAUCAACCCCAAUAUCCUCUAUGAUCUUGGAUGGUCUCUCAUGUUUUCUGUGACUGAUAUUCCCCCUUUUCUCUUUCUUGAAUCUCCAGCUCAGGGAUCCAGCGAUAACUCCUUUAACACCUUCAUCAUGCUGUUCAGUUUGAGUCCUCAGUCCUUCGCCAGUCUUCUCCUGCUGGGGCUAACCGUGGUCCUGUCAGGAAGUAUCUACCUGUGGGUCCUCAGAUACAUCUGCCUCGGUUGCUGCCAACCCGUGGCAGUCGGUACUGAAUCAGACACUCUUGCUGGAGUGGUGUGAAACCAUCAGUACUGACCUACAUGGGUUGGGAAUCACUUAUUCCUGAGCAAGGCGAGUUGUCACUGGGGACAUGUUCCUUCCGACCCGUGAAUUGGCUCGAGUCACGAUAGAGGGUUGGACUCUGAUGGAAGAAGUCACACCUCAUAUGAGACAUGAAGUGUCCCCCGUUAUAGAAGGAAUCAACGGUGUAGGCUGA
Xyrichtys novacula (pearly razorfish) is the source of this 3488-nucleotide messenger RNA. The record is from the annotation of a GenBank genome assembly. Lineage: Eukaryota; Metazoa; Chordata; Actinopteri; Labriformes; Labridae.